CCGAAACCGAACGAUUUUGGAUCUGAGACCAAGCAAAGCUCAACUCAAACUCCAUAUCAAGACGAUGACCCGCAUUCACCUGCGCUUCGGCCGCAUUCGUGAUUGAAGUCUGUUCAACUUGAAUCGCUUGCCCGACCAUCCCAUUUGAAUUUCAAUUGCGAUCGAGCGACCUAGUGGUGCGCUGCCGGCCGGCCGGCCUCGCGAUACCGUGCAAGUGGUUGUGCUCAGCUCACAUCACGAGCAAAAGGAGCAUCAGCCAUCGUGCAGUCACGAACGAAUAUACACAGCAAAUGCUAGCUUGCUUGAGCCACAAGCAAACAGGUGAUUCGACGGCGCUUCGAGCACUUACGCCUGGUCGCAAGUCAGAUCUAGAGUCUCGCACUUUACCAGCGAGCUGCUCUUCCCGCUUUGGCCCGAAUGUGCGGGGAAAUGUCAACAUCGCGCAAUCAGCAAGAGCAGUCAAGAGGGUAACAGUCGGCACAAGUACAUCCACCCACACUCCCGUGGAAGCUACAGCAUCCAGCCAGACGAUAAGACGAGAAUCGCACAGCAUCGAGCGGCCAGAUCUGCGGACCUCUUUAGCGCGCGUGCGCUGUAGAUACGUCUCAUCCCCACAGGGUGCAGCUGGAGAGCGCGAGGAGCGAGGAGCGAGGAGCGAGGAAGAAUCUCCGAAUCAGCGGGCAAAUCAAGCACCUUUCGCCGAACACACACAGUGAGAAGCAUCGCACCACGCUCUUGCCUCCCUCCCUCCAUCUUUGCCACUGGUCCAUCCUUCAAAGGCACUUGAUUGUGAAAACUCGCCGCGCGCCCUUCAUUCUAGAAGCCCGUGAUCUCGCAUUGCCCAGCCACUCUCACUAGGAGGACCCGCUCCAUCUACACCCUCGGCAUUGCACGUAGCAACGACCUCGACAACGAGAGUGGAGCACAUCCUCUCACACCCGCCUCCGAGCUGAGACCCCGGGCGAU
Molecule: messenger RNA, 966 nt
Organism: Ceraceosorus bombacis
Lineage: Eukaryota; Fungi; Basidiomycota; Exobasidiomycetes; Ceraceosorales; Ceraceosoraceae
Source: the annotation of a GenBank genome assembly